AUGGCCGGCAUGCACAUGAUCAUGGCCUGGGGAACUUACAAGUACAUGCAGGGUACCCGCGAGCAACGGGAACUUGCCCGUGAGAAGAUGUGGGCCCGUAUGUACCUGACUCCUCUCCUCCAGGCCGAGGAGGACCGCGACCAAGUCCGUCGUCACUUCGCCAACCAGGCCCGCGAGGUGGAGCUCCUCGGCAGCGAGCAGAAGAUCUACAACGCCGACCGCUUUGUCCCUCCCACCAUCACCUAUACCCCGCCCAUGACCGCGGCUAGCAAGGCCUGGUACCAGUUGUGGUAA
Messenger RNA from Penicillium manginii, 294 nucleotides. Its product is annotated as putative NADH-ubiquinone oxidoreductase subunit GRIM-19. The transcript is spliced from 3 exons. NCBI's taxonomy places the organism in Eukaryota, Fungi, Ascomycota, Eurotiomycetes, Eurotiales, Aspergillaceae. The record is from RefSeq and is a predicted model, not a curated record. The coding region runs from base 1 to 294 and encodes 97 amino acids.